This is a messenger RNA of Microcebus murinus (gray mouse lemur), 2074 nucleotides long. Lineage: Eukaryota; Metazoa; Chordata; Mammalia; Primates; Cheirogaleidae. The record is from RefSeq and is a predicted model, not a curated record.
GGGACGAGCCCCGCAUCCACACGGGGACAUUCGGGCGGCCCUGAGAGUAGCGCGGGGCAGAGCCGAGCGGCUAGGACACGCCGGCGCUUUAGGGGCUUGCAGAACCGGAGAGGGGGAGGGCUGGGCUCCGGGCUUAGACGCAUUUUCAAGUCCCUCCUCUACCUCGGGGUCCUCGCAGCAGCCCUGGGAAGCAGGCCGGCGAAGGCGGUGCUCGCCCAGCGCGUGGAGUCACGAGUGUUCGUCUCCGAGGGCGUCCGUGAGCAUGCGUGUGUGCGCCUGUGCGCGCGAGCCAUGGACGCCGUGGAACUUGCCAGGAAGUUGAAGGAGGAGGCCACGUGCUCCAUCUGCCUGGACUACUUCACCGACCCAGUGAUGACCUCCUGCGGACACAACUUCUGCCGCGAGUGCAUCCAGACCAGCUGGGAGAAGGCCAAGGGCAAGAAGGGGCGACGGAAGAGGAAGGACAGCUUCCCCUGCCCCGAGUGCAGGGAGACGUCCCCCCACCGGAACCUGCGGCCCAACCGGAUGCUGACCAAGGUGGCGGAGAUGGCGCGGCAGCACCCGGGCCUGCAGCGGCGGGACCUGUGCCCGCUGCACCAGGAGGCCCUCAAGCUCUUCUGCGAGGAGGACCGGAGCCCCAUCUGCGUGGUCUGCAGGGAGGCCAAGGAGCACCGCCUGCACCGGGCGCUGCCCGUGGACGAGGCCGCGCAGGAGUACAAGUUGAAGCUGGAGAAGGACAUGGAAUACCUUCGGCAGGAGAUGUGCAAGACGGGGGAGCUGCAGGCCAAGGAGGAGCAGGCCUUAGACGAGUGGCAGAACAAGGUGAGGAGCCGGAGAGAGCGCAUCGUGCGGGAGUUCGAGAAGGUGGGGCUCUGCCUGCUGGAGGAGGAGCGGCGGCUGCUGCAGGCGCUGAAGAAGGAGGAGGAGGAGACUGCGGGCAGGCUCCAGGAGAGCAAGGCCCUGCUGGCCCGGCAGAGCCACGCGCUGGAGCGGCUGCUGCUGCAGCUGGAGGACCUGAGCCAGCGCGAGCCGCUGCACAUGCUGCAGGAUAUCAAGGACCCGCUGGGCAGCUUCAGCAUGCAGUACCCAGAGGUGGUCCCCCCAGCCGUGCUCAGGACUGUGUGCAGGGUGCCCGGACAGAUAGGGGUGCUCAAAAGUUUCCAAGAGGACGUGGUGCCCGACCCCGCCUCGGCCUACCCCUACCUCCUCCUGUACGAGAGCCGCCAGAGGCGCUACCUCAGCUCCCCGCCCGAAAGCACCGAGUUCUGCAACAAGGACAGAUUCCUGGCCUACCCCUGCGUCGUGGGCCAGAACACCUUCUCCUCGGGGAGACACUACUGGGAGGUGGGCAUGAACCUCACCGGGGACGCGCUGUGGGCCCUGGGCGUGUGCAGAGACAACGUGAGCCGCAAGGACAGGGUCCCCAAGUGCCCCGAGAACGGGUUCUGGGUGGUGCAGCUGUCCAAGGGCACGAAGUACCUGUGCACGACGAUGGCCGCCCCCACGCCCGUGACGCUGACGGAGCCACCCAGCCACAUGGGCGUCUUCCUGGAUUUCGAGGCCGGGGAGGUCUCCUUCUACAGCGUGAACGACGGGUCCCACCUGCACACCUACUCCCAGGCCGCCUUCCCCGGCCCGCUGCAGCCCUUCUUCUGCCUGGGGGCUCCCAAAUCUGGCCAGAUGGUCAUCUCCACGGUGACCGUGUGGGUGAAGGGGUAGACACGGGGGCGGAGACGCUGGCACUGCGGAAGGCGAGGUCCUUCUGCUCACUGCUGGCCCCCUGCUGGGCUUGAGAGCGUGGACUGUAUGGGGCUGGUUUCUCAAGGUCCAAAUAUAGUCCUGAUUAAAGCCCUCGAACAUUAAGAGGCUGUACUCACAGAAACCGUCCAGCGCCCCUGUUUCCCAGCGCACCAACUUCUAAAUGCAGACCUGCACACCACCAGUGUGGGCCCAUCUCCUUCAGCUGUGCCUGUCCCCUCCCCGCACUUUGGAAUGUCACUAACUCUGUGGCUCCCAGUUCCCAAGAGGUUGGUUUAUUUAUUUAUUUUUGUACAUCUAAAAAAUUUUUUGUAGA